AGGAGAGUCAGGCUGUAGUGAAGUGUAGUCAGAGGAUCGCUGCAGGUGUGUGGAGUCUGAGCGUGCGCCGGGUGGCUCUCAUAGCGCUGCUCUGGUGUACCCUGGACUUGUUUAUACGGCCAUCAAGAACCAGUCACCUCUCGCAGUCUGGUUUCAGAAGUUCUUUUUUGGUCCAGUCCAGGAUAGCCCUGUUUUGAUCCAGUUAGUCAAGUGGUUCAGUCCAGGUUAGUCGAGUUGGUUCGGUCCAGGAUAGUCCAGUACGACCGGUCCUUGUCGGUUUGGUCCGGUACGCCCCGGUCCGGCGGUUUGGUCAAGUCCGCUCCAGGUUAGUCCAGUUGGUUCGGUCCAGGUCAGUCCUGUACUUUGGUCCGCGUCGGUCCGGUGGUUUGGUCCAGUGCGCUCCGGUCCGCGUCAGUCCGUCGGUCCGGUCCAGUGCGCUCCGGUCCGCGUCAUACCGUCGGUCCGGUCCAGUGCGCUCCGGUCCGCGUCAGUCCGUUGAUCCGGUCCAGUGCGCUCCGGUCCGGGUCAGUCCAGCGGGGUACCUGCUGGGUUCCUGCCGGUCCUGCUGCGGUCUGGGGAGGCAUGGCGUUGCCGGGCGAUGGCGUGCAGAGCCUGGGCUCCUACUUCUGUCUGAUCCGCCGGCGCUUCAAGCGGAGGCGCACCAAGCGCUCUGAGCGCAAAGGUGGAGCAGCAGCCAGGCCAGGCCAGGCCAAACCCUUCACCAUGGAUGUGGACGAGGAAGAGAACAUGAGUUCGAGCAGCACCGAGGUUAAGGAAAACCGUAACCAUGACAACGUGUCCUCCAAAGAGGGCGGGGCCGGGGCCGAGCCGCUCUCCAACGGCAGCGGCGGGGGGGGCGGCGGCGGCGGCGGUGGCAGCCGCAAGCGCCCGCUGGAAGAGGGCAGCAACGGACACUCGCACUCCAAGUUCCGUGCCAAGAAGCGCAAGAAAACGCCGGGGCCCGUGCUUCCCAAGAACGCCCUGAUGCAGCUGAACGAGAUCAAGCCCGGCCUGCAGUACAAGCUGCUGUCCCAGACCGGCCCCGUGCACGCGCCCGUGUUCGUCAUGACGGUGGAGGUCAACGGACAGCUCUUCGAGGGCAUGGGCCCCACCAAGAAGAAGGCCAAGCUCAACGCGGCGGAGAAGGCGCUGCGCUCCUUCGUGCAGUUCCCCAAUGCCUCCGAGGCCCACCUGGCCAUGGGCCGCACGCUGACCGUCAACACGGACUUCACCUCGGACCAGGCGGACUUCCCCGACAUGCUGUUCAACGGCUUCGAGACGCCGGCGCCACCCGACGACGCCUUCUACCUGGGCUCCAACGGGAGCGGGCCCCUGAACUCGCUGGGGGAGUACCCCCUGCCCGUGCCCCCCGGCAGCGGCCUUGCCCAGGCGCCCCUGCCCCCGCCGUCGGCCUUCAGCUCGCCCACCAGCGGGAAGAACCCGGUGAUGAUCCUGAACGAGCUGCGGCCGGGACUCAAGUACGACUUUGUGUCGGAGAGCGGCGAGAGCCACGCCAAGAACUUUGUGAUGUCGGUGACGGUGGACGCGCAGACGUUCGAGGGCUCAGGGCGCAACAAAAAGCUGGCCAAGGCGCGGGCGGCGCAGGCCGUGCUGUCGGCGCUCUUCAACAUGCAGCUGGACCAGACGCCGUCCCGCCAGCCCAUCCCGCGCGAGGGGCUGCAGCUGCACCUCCCCCAGGUGCUUGCAGACGCCGUCUCCCGUCUGGUGGUGGAUAAGUUCAGUGAGCUGACAGAAAACUUCACCUCCCCUCACGCACGGCGGAAAGUCCUUGCGGGGGUCGUCAUGACAACAGGCACCGACGUGAAGGAGGCGCAGGUGAUCUGCGUUUCCACGGGAACCAAGUGCAUCAACGGCGAGUACAUGAGCGACCGCGGCCUGGCGCUCAACGACUGUCACGCUGAGAUCAUCGCCCGCCGCUCGCUAAUCAGAUACCUCUACGCCCAGCUGGAGCACUUCCUGGGGAACAACAGGGAGGAGCACCAGAAGUCGAUAUUCCUGCGCUGUGACAAGCGUGGCUACCGACUGAAGGACAACGUCCAGUUCCACCUGUACAUCAGCACCUCUCCCUGCGGAGACGCACGCAUAUUCUCCCCCCACGAGGCGGCAAUGGAAGACCAGGGCGACCGGCACCCCAACAGGAAGGCGCGGGGCCAGCUGAGGACCAAGAUAGAGUCUGGGGAGGGGACCAUCCCCGUGAGGUCCAGCAACACCAUCCAGACCUGGGACGGGGUGCUGCAGGGGGAGCGCCUGCUCACCAUGUCCUGCAGUGACAAGAUCGCACGGUGGAACGUGGUGGGGGUGCAGGGCUCCCUCAUGAGCUACUUCUCGGAGCCCAUCUACUUCUCCAGCAUCAUCCUGGGCAGCCUGUACCACGCCGACCACCUGUCCCGGGCCAUGUACCAGCGCAUCUCGGAGAUCGAGGAGCUGCCCACCCAGUUCAGCCUCAACAGACCCCUGCUCAGCGGCAUCAGCAAUGCGGAGGCGCGCCAGCCGGGCAAGGCCCCCAACUUCAGCGUGAACUGGGCGGUGGGCGACCAGGCCCUGGAGGUCAUCAACGCCACCACGGGGAAGGACGACGUGGGCCGCGCCUCCCGCCUCUGCAAACACGCCCUCUACAGCCGCUGGGUGCGCCUGCAUACCAAGCUGUCCUCCACGUUGAGGAUCAAGGUGUCCAAGCCGGGCUCGUACCACGAGGCCAAGCAGGCUGCGUCUGAGUACCACGACGCCAAGCAGGCUCUGAUCAAGGCCUUCCACAAGGCCGGCCUGGGGGCCUGGGUAAAGAAGCCCAUCGAACAGGACCAGUUCACCCUUACCUCCUGAGUCCCCUGGGCGUUGGGGAGCAGGGGGACCAGGGGAGAGGAUCGGAACCCCGCCCCUUCUGGAACUCACAAACUUGUCCUUCACACACACACACACAAACACACAUGAAUACACGCUCAACCCACCACCACAAACCCACACCUCUUACCCAGGCCUGAAUGCGACCCCACCACCCCCUUCCCAUCGACCUGACCUGUGUGUGUGUGUGUGUGUGUGUGUGUGUGUGUGUGUGUGUGUUUUUGUGUGUGUGGGGAGGUGGGGUGCGUGUGUGUGGAUGUGGACUUCAUACACAUUGUAAAUAUGUGUGUGUAUGCGUGUUUUCAACAACGAUACCCCCUCCCCCAACCUCAUCUCGUUCUCAUUCCUCAUAGAACAUCCUCAAACGUCAUGCUGUUUUUUUUUAUCAUUGUUGUUUUGUUGUUUUAAAGAUUAUAGCUAUAAAUCGACUUAAAACUGGAAUUUUAUUUUUUUUUAGAUUUUUUUAUGACGUUUUUAUCAGAUAUUUCCUUAUUGCAUUCAUCACUCCUUGUUUUUUUUGUUUUUUUUAAGUAAAGACAUUAUGUCUAUUGAGUGCGAAAUGUAGUUUUUACCUAGACAAAAACAGGCAGAUUUAUUAAGUACCUUUUAUUUUUUCAUUUUACUUUUAAUUUAAAAAUGAUGCGUACUUCUGAAGGAUGUAAAUCUAGUAGAAAAGGUUAAAUACUAUAAAACGUGUUUUAGUUGUGUUUUUUUCUUAGAGCCUUUAUUAAAAAGAAAGACCUGAUCCUAAGAGUUGUGGCCCUCAAUUAUUUUAAUUAUUAUAUUCCUAUUAUAAUUGGUAUGAAUUAUAUUUUGUAUUAAUUACUAUGAAUUAUAGUUUAUAUUAAUUACUAUAAAUUAUUAUUUGUAUGAAUAACUAAGAAUUAUAUAUUUUUAGCAAUGAAUUGAUGAUAAUGAAUUAUUUUUAAUCAUUUCUAUCAAUGAUUCAUUCAUUCCUCACCAUUUGAUUCCCAAUAUUCCCCUCAUUCUUGUAUAUGUGUCUUUUAAACGUCUUUAAGGCCAUUGUCAUUUCAUUUUUAUGAAAACAUGAACCAUGGUGAGAUACUGGUGAGAGGCUGAUGACACCCCUCCCUUCCUAACAACCCCCCACUGCCCCCCUCUCCCAGUUGUGGCCUAUGGUUGGGGUGGGGUCAGUGGGCUGUAGGAGGGUGGUGUGUGUGUGUGGAGGGGCUGCACGCCAGGGCUUUGCAUGGGAACUGAACUUGGAGAAAAGUCUUGAGAUGGAACGUUGUAAAUGAAUGCCAGCAUCUUGCUACUCCACAGGCAGCUUUGAAUCUCUCUCUCUCUCCUUGCUCCCUUUUCUAGAUGUUUCUGUGUGCAUUUGAGUUUGAAUGAUUUUGUUUGAUUUCGGGGGAGUUUUGGUUAUUAAACUGGGUUGUGUUUGAGUAGAUGAGGAUUAGGUGAAAAGGUGGUUCUCUAAUUUGGGACAAAUGGGAACAGCACUGCAGCUAGGGUUGUUACAGCAGACACCAGGAACCCUAGAACCCCUUGAGGAAUCCACAGUGUGUCCACCAUGCCACCUUUUCCCUCAGACCAGGAAAUGGAGAUGGCUAGGCCUCCAACUCCGUCUAUAGCAGGGGUUCUUAAACCUUUUCAUUUCAGGACCCAAAAUACAAUUUCUUUGAGUCUGUUGGACCCAGCCCCCGCACACUCAGAAAAUGCUGAAAACAUCAGAAUUGGCAAUCCUUUUCUUAAACGAAAGCAGUACAAUCCUGGCGUUUUCUGCGUGUUCUGUGCGUUGUCAGGCACCGCCCACAACUCCAACGGCAUCUCGACCCAUUUUGGGUCCUGACCCAUAGUUUAAGAAACGCUGAUCUAUAGACACAUUCUCCCCCCUGGAAGGGGGCGUAUUCCUCUCCCAUUUACAUUGCCCGCUGUCCCUCCCUCCCUUCCUCCAGAUAGCGAUUGUAGCCCUUCCUCCCUGUACAUCUAAACUCUAUUUAAACUGCAGUGCCGCAUAUCAUCAGAGGGAGGAGGACUUCCUGUUCAGCUCAUUCUGCAGAGUUUGUACACUAACAUGGGUUCUAUGCCAGAAGGGGUUCGGGAAGCAAACGCUCCGACCGCUAAACCAAAAGAUGGCAAGAACGUCAACAGGGUUGACGUGCUAAGGGCGUCGAGAGUGAGGUUUGCCCUGGAAGACGCCUCAAUGUCAAUCAGCUACACGGCCAGUAACGAUGAAAGACCGUUGGAGCACCAUCUUUGUCAUCUCACCGUCUCUCGUCCUCUCUCCCCAUUGUUGCUGCAAUAUCAACUCCUGAACUUUGACCUCCUGAACGUUACAGCAAGUGAAAGAGCAUCGCCAGCCGGUGGCGUUGGUCGCGCGAGCCAAGCGUUCCUCUCUCUUUGUGUUUUGGUUCUGUGAGCAAAGGUUGUGGAAUCCUCACCAAAGAUGCUAUCCCUGUGUGUGUUUCCCUGCCAUACUUGCUUUUCAAAGACUUUGUUUUUCUUCUCCAAAUCUCUUUUUAAUCCAGAUUUGUUGGCAUUAUUUUUGUUUUUUUUGGAGGGAUCUAAUGAACAAUGUACUGUACCUGAAUGAUUUGUACAAAGAAAAAAAAAAACGGAAAGAACAAGGGAACCCUCGUAUUCAGGAUACCUUCAGAAAACGUCUGGAAACACCUGUACCUGUCAGUUGCUAGGUGUACAAAUUGUAAAGAUACAUCUACACCUAAAUGUCAUGUAUAUAGCCAAAAACCACAAACAAGCUCUGACCUUUGUAAAACCAUUUGCUCUAAUCAUGUAAAGAAAAAGAAAAAACGUAAAAAAAAAAAUAUCUAUCCAUACCUGCACUCUUUACUGUCAAACUGCUGGGACAGUGAGUGGUGAUUUUAUUUCUUUCCCGAUCUGUUGAAGGGAUUUAAUGUGAAAUGCAAUGGCUCCACUGGGCUGACCCAAGCUCCAGGUAGCAUUCUGGCUGGGCCACCCAAGCCUACAUUAUAUGCACUCACGGAAACAAUGAGGUGACUGGGUCGUGGCAUAUGUUAUGUCACACUUUUUUUAAUAUAUAUAUAUAUAUACACACAUAGAUAUUAAUAUGUAUAUAUGUGUGUGUGUAUAUCUAUCGAUAUAGAUAUAUAGAUAUGGAUAUAUCUAUAUAGAUAUAUGGAUAUAUCUACAUAGAUAUAUUACCAAAUGAUGUUUUAACUGUGUGAUGCAUUGUAAAUGUGUCUGCGAUGCCCUGUGAGUUUGGUACUAGCUGGAGAUUGUAGUUUAGUUUCGCUAGGAAGUGACAUGCACGCAGAGAGAGUAUAGCCCCGGAGUCCAAGGAAGUAGUUCCUCUGCCCCGGGAACCAAGCAAACCAACACAAGACAUCACCUGAGAAGAUCAGUAGAAGAGAGAAAAAAAACAACAACCCUUGUUUGAUUUGGAUCACAUCCCUGAAAUCUGUGGGACCAAGCUCUCUCUUACCAGGCAGAGUGAUGACCCCCAUCAGAAGCAAUACCCCCUGCCCCUCCCCCCACCCUACGACCCCUGGUGUCCCCGCAAACUCCUUCCCACCAGGAACAGGAAACGGUCCGUCCCCCCCGUCCCCCCCGCUUCAAUGCCCCCUUCUCGGUUCCCGCUCUUUUCUGAUGUACUCUCUCUACUAUAUACUUCUAGUCUUCUGUCUCUGUCCCAAUAGAUUUCUAGAUACAUUUCCUGUCUCCGUCUCCCGUCUCAGUGUUGAGACGUUUUUUUUGUUCGUAAAGACUGCCUGCUUCUACUUGUAUUUAUCUUCUUCCUUUUUCUUUUCCUUUUUUUUUUUGGACUGCACUAAAGAUGUCAACUGAUGAUGUCAUGAUGUAAACCAUCCCCCGUGCUGCGGAUUGGAUGGUGACUAUUAUAGCAAGAAUUGAACUGCUCCCCCUCCCCCCAUCCUCCUCUCUCACUUUCUCCUCUUCGUCCACAAAGAGGGCUAGUCCCCCCCCCCCCCCACCCCCCCCCCCCACCCUGUUUGCAACUGUGGUGGGAAGGGAAUCACCGUCUGACUGACGAAAAGGGUUGGGGAGGGGGGGGGGGGGGGGGUCGCUCUUGUACGUUGGGAACUCCAUCCUUGCCCCAAAUAGCUCUCUCUGUCUCUGUCUCUGUCUCUGAGUCUGUCGUCUCUUUCUCUCUGGCUCUCUCUCUCUCUCUCUCUCUCUCUGUCUCUCUCUGUCUGUGUUUCUCUUUCUCUCUCGCUCUUGCUCUCUCACCUCUCUGUCUUCUCUCUCUCCCUCUCUCUCUCUCUCUCUCCAUCUUGGCGCCAGGUGUGUGUCUACCUCGGUCGCCCCAGCCUCCUUGCAUGCCCUAUCCACACUGAAGCUGCACCUCGCAUGAUUAGGAACUCCUAAAGGACUUCUGUAGAAAUACGACAAACGGAAACAGAUGAAAAUAGAUCUAUAACAAAAUGAAGAAAAAAUAAAUAAAAGAGAUCCUAGUUUA
Gadus macrocephalus (Pacific cod) is the source of this 7279-nucleotide messenger RNA. Its product is annotated as double-stranded RNA-specific editase 1-like. NCBI's taxonomy places the organism in Eukaryota, Metazoa, Chordata, Actinopteri, Gadiformes, Gadidae. Gene Ontology annotation, biological process: adenosine to inosine editing; RNA processing. Gene Ontology annotation, molecular function: double-stranded RNA adenosine deaminase activity; double-stranded RNA binding; tRNA-specific adenosine deaminase activity. Gene Ontology annotation, cellular component: cytoplasm; nucleolus. The record is from RefSeq and is a predicted model, not a curated record.